UUAUUGUUUACAUAAUGCAUAAUUGCAUCAAAACGACCGUGAAUUUCAUAUCAUGUACCAUGUUAAAUAGACGCAAAAAGAAGGAUUGACACUACAAUCGCCACUAGAUUUAAAUUGAUGGGCACACAUGCCAAAGCGUAAAGACAAAAACACAAUUUAAUGGUCAUUUAAUAAUCACCAAAUGGAUAAUAGAGCGUGCGCCAUGUUUUCAAACAAUGGCAGCAAUGAUAUUUAGCGAUGGGUGCACAAUUGAUAUAAAUUGAAUGACAUGACUCUUGGAUCGGUUUGCAUUUUAGUCAAAUACAGAGUGUUGUGAAACAAACACGCCGCCCAAGUAAUUGAGUUCACGCUGAAGCAUUCGAAGUCUAGGUCAAAAAUGAAAACUCUGCACGAAAUAUUCUGGUUGCUUAUAACCUACUUAUGUUGGCACCGAGUUCAGUGCAUGAAUUUAGUUUGCGAUGAGGUGAAAUAUAACUUUUGCAAAAUAAACAUUGACGGUGGCCAUAAUUUGAAUGUGGCUUUAAUUUCGGAGGAAAAUAAUUUAACAAAUUCAUCGGAAGAAUCGUACGAGAUAAAUUUUACCAUUGUUCCUGUCGAUCGAUACGAUGACAUCAUUGAGCAACUCAACAUUGCAUACGAAUACGAAAAUGAAACGUGGACCGAUGAUUUGCCGAGAGAAUUUUAUGAAAAUCCUGAAAAUGUACAAAAAAUUCAAUUGGAAUUUCAAAGUUUGACGAAAAUUAAAAGUUCAGCGUUUAGCGGUGCAUUGAAUUUGAUCGAAAUUGAUUUGGACCACAAUCAAAUUCUGUACAUUAGUGCGGAUGCUUUCAGUGAACUCAACAAUUUAACGGUUUUAUCAUUGACUAAAAAUAAUUUGACAAUCAUUCGUGCAAAUACAUUUGCCGGAGCGAUCAAUCUGCGGCGUCUUCAUUUGAAUCAAAAUAAAAUUGAGCACAUUGAAGACGGUGCAUUGAAUCUACCGAAUUUGGAGAAUAUUUUAUUGCAAAAUAAUCGAUUGAAGAAAUUGUCGUCGAGCUUGUUUAUCGGUACGCCAAGAUUGAAAGAAGCCGUUUUUGAGGAAAAUGAAUUAAUGCAAAUCAACGAAGCAUUCACCCAUCUACAUGGAUUGGAAGUUUUGAUUUUGGACUACAAUGAAAUUGACGACAUAAAUCUGAUCAAAUUCGCUCAUCUUGCCGAACUUAAUCAUUUGUCACUUCGAAAAAGCGGGUUUCAAUUGAAUGAUAAAGUAAAAUUCGAUGAAAAUGAGAACAAAAUAAAUAGCAGCUCAAAAUUGGAAGUUUUAGAUUUGGCGGAAAAUGGUUUGACCAAUGGUGAAGAGCUCAUCACACAAUUGCGACUGUUUCAACGACUCGAAAUUAUCAAUUUGGAAUAUAAUGAAAUUGCCUCAUUGGGAGAUGUUUAUAAAAUCAAAAAAUGGUAUCCAUAUUUGCAAAUAUUGAAUUUAUCAUACAAUCCAGUUCAUUGUAGUUGGAUUGAAAAUUACGUAUCUUAUUUGAGUAAACGCGAUUUAAAAGUAUAUCCAUGGCUGAACUCUCGCAAUGGAUGCAUCCCAGACGAGGAAAUUUAAUCUCCUCACAAAUGUUAAUUAUUUACUUCUAGAGCUUAGACAAAUUAGAUAAGUGAAUCGUUUGGAAAUUUCCAAUGGAAAAAUUCAAAAUUGAAAUAAAAGACGCAAUUGCGUUAAUUUAAUAGUUUUAUGAUGUAAGAAGUAGCCAUUAAACUGAAAAUAAAAUAUGGUAAAUGUACGAUACCAAUUUUUGAUCGUUAAA
This is a messenger RNA of Contarinia nasturtii (swede midge), 1790 nucleotides long. Its product is annotated as protein artichoke-like. The record is from RefSeq and is a predicted model, not a curated record. Gene Ontology annotation, molecular function: protein binding. The transcript has 2 exons. NCBI's taxonomy places the organism in Eukaryota, Metazoa, Arthropoda, Insecta, Diptera, Cecidomyiidae. Bases 377 to 1588 code for a protein of 403 amino acids.